AUGCAUGAUUCAAAACCAGUUGACCGGGAUUUCACGAAAGCAUUGCCGAAGAUUGAGCUGCAUGCUCAUCUCAGCGGGAGCAUCAGUCGCCAAUGCCUCCAUGAAAUUUGGAAUCGCAAAAAAGAACAGAACCCCGCGUUCGAUGUGGAGGAUCCACUGGUGUUAAUGCCACCAGGAAAGGUCGAUUACACACUGGAAACGUUUUUCUCGACCUUUUCCAAGUUGACAUACCAGCUCUGCAAUGACCUGGAAAGCUUAGUAUAUGCCACCGACUCAGUCCUUGGAGACUUUCUCGAAGAUGGAGUGGUGUAUCUCGAGUUACGGACCAUACCGAGAGCAUCUCACGGCAUCACUCGAGAAGAAUACGUCAACACAGUCCUGGAUACAAUCGAGAAAUUUCGAACGAAAACCGAGCGUAUGUCUGUAUUCUUGAUCCUAGUCAUCGAUCGGGGUAGCAUGACCGCAACAGAGGCGGACGCAAUCGUCGAUCUUGCGAUCGAAAAUAAGUCGCGCGGGGUGGUGGGGGUGGAUAUCUGCGGCAACCCAACCAAAGGCGACGUCAGCAUCUACAAAGAAUCCUUUGCGAAAGCCAAAGCCAACGGGCUAGGAAUCACCCUUCACUUUGCCGAGACAACAGCCUCAGCUUCUGCAAGGGAAAUUUCGACCCUUCUUUCUUUUCGGCCGGACCGACUGGGCCAUGUUAUUCAUGUGCCUGACGAGAUCAAGAAGGAGAUUGUGCGGCGUAAGCUCGGCCUCGAACUUUGCAUAUCUUGCAAUGUUCAUGCAAAGAUGAUUAAUGGAGGCUUCUUGGAUCAUCAUUUCGGUUAUUGGCGACACGAGGAUUGCCCCAUUGUGCUGUGUACCGACGAUGUAGGAUUUUUUUGUAGCCCGGUCUCGAACGAGUACUUGUUGGCUGCGCAGCAUUUCGCCUUGACUCGUACUGAUCUCUUCAAUGUGUGUAUGAAGUCUGCCGAUGCCAUUUUUGCUGGUGAGUACUAUAAAAAGAGAAUUCGCGGUAUGCUUGAGGAAUUUUCUGCUGUCAUUGAGCCGGCAUGA
Penicillium coprophilum is the source of this 1056-nucleotide messenger RNA. RefSeq names its product putative adenosine deaminase. Bases 1 to 1056 code for a protein of 351 amino acids. Gene Ontology annotation, biological process: adenosine catabolic process; inosine biosynthetic process. NCBI's taxonomy places the organism in Eukaryota, Fungi, Ascomycota, Eurotiomycetes, Eurotiales, Aspergillaceae. Gene Ontology annotation, molecular function: adenosine deaminase activity. The transcript is spliced from 4 exons. The record is from RefSeq and is a predicted model, not a curated record.